Messenger RNA from Lithohypha guttulata, 1095 nucleotides. RefSeq lists its product as uncharacterized. The record is from RefSeq and is a predicted model, not a curated record. The transcript has 2 exons. Gene Ontology annotation, biological process: carbohydrate metabolic process. Lineage: Eukaryota; Fungi; Ascomycota; Eurotiomycetes; Chaetothyriales; Trichomeriaceae. Bases 1 to 1095 code for a protein of 364 amino acids. Gene Ontology annotation, molecular function: hydrolase activity, acting on carbon-nitrogen (but not peptide) bonds.
AUGUGUGAUAGCAACAAAACACCUAAGGGUCCUUCUCCAGCUGACUUCAAACGCAUCUACGACAACAGGAUCCCGGCUGUUAUCAAGCAAUGCAAGAAGCCAAGGACUCUCGCCUUAACUUUUGACGACGGUCCUGCAGCACGAACCCACGAAAUUCUCGACGUUUUGGCUGAGUACGACGCUCGUGGCACUUUCUUUCUCGGCGGCAACUUCAAUGGCCGUGGCUCAAUCGAUGAAGGCUGGACUCCAGUUGUCAAACGCAUGAUCAUGGAAGGUCAUCAAAUUGGCUCUCAUACCUGGUCACAUCCAAACAUGUCAGCCAUCUCAUCCCAUGAACGCAAAGUGCAGAUGCAAAAGACCGAACGAGCCAUCCUCAACGUCGUCGGCAAAAUGCCUACCUUCAUGCGAGCUCCCAUGGAAUACGACAGCAACGACUGGAUGAACCCUCCUCCGUCAGCUGAAGAGCAAGCUCACAACCUUGUCGGUGCCAUGAACAGCAAGACUGCAGAUGGCAACAUGUUCAUCAUCCAACACGACACAACUUCAAACAGUGUGGCCGUGACUCGUGCCAUUCUUCGAAACCUCAAGCCAGGCUGGAAAGCAGUACCUCUUGUUGAAUGUCUCGGAUACUCUCUAGACAACGCUUUCCAGUUCCCAGGUUUGGUCAAAUAUGAAGCUAGCAACGUUAUCAGUCACGGCGGCUGCCUCGUCUCUGGUCCAGGUACAUGUCUUGGUCCUAUACGGUUCGCUGACAGAGACGGCUGCCACAAAGCUGUAUCUGCUCAUCGUGGUGCUAUUGCCGACUGUCACAGGGCUGCUGACAAGCUCACCACACAGCCAAGAGCUCACUGCCUUUUCGCUGAAAAGAUGGUCAAUCACUUGGAACGCUUCUGCAAAGACUGUGGUAACGGCAAAGGCAAGGCAAAGACUUGUGAUUCGAGGAAUAUCGUUCACAAAGAUCCUCACCCAGAGAUCCUGUCCGAAUUGACGCCGUCGCAUGAUCGUAUGAUCUCGGGUGCAAGCAGAGUGGCUAUGCCGUUGUCACCAUGGACAGUGGCAAUGUCGUUAUGGCGUCAAGUCUUUGGUACGUAUUGA